This is a messenger RNA of Linum trigynum, 2112 nucleotides long. NCBI's taxonomy places the organism in Eukaryota, Viridiplantae, Streptophyta, Magnoliopsida, Malpighiales, Linaceae. The record is from the annotation of a GenBank genome assembly.
GAUGUUCUGCAUUGUGCCUUUUGGUCUCUGAUUCUUCUUCGGUUAGAGCUGGAAUAGCCGAUUCGAUGAGUUCGUGGACCUGAUUCGGGUAACUUCUAAUCCUAUUAGUUAUGGUACAGUUGACAACUAAAAAAUGUAGCGGUUGCUGAGAAAUUUGAAGAGAAAACAACGGGGGAACACAAAUUAAUCGAUAACAGAGGAACGAGGAAUCCCUAAAAUUAGACCUAAACUAAACAAGAGAACAAGAAGAAAGAAAGAAUUCCUUUAACUCACUAUUUCUCUCCUUCAAUAUGACAUUAGGAUUGCCGUUGCCAAGGUUCAUAGUGCUGCAAUCAUCAAGGAACCCUAACAACAACAACAAUUACUUGAGGUACGCAGCAGAGCAAGGUGAGUUGAACGAUGCCAUCGCCUGCAAUGGAGACAACGCCACGAACCCGAAUGCCAAGUUCGAGGUCGAACAAGCCGCCCACGACGUCGACAGACCAAUUGUACACAUCCGAAGUUGUUACAACAACAAGUACCUGAGGCUAUCAUCUGACAACGACGAACAAUGUCGUCGUGGUUACAUCGUUGCAGUGGCCGAAAAGCCAGAGGAAGAUCGGUCCCGAUGGUCAUGCACAUUGUUCGAGCCCGACUUCUCCACAGACGAUCCCAACACGAUCCGGCUGCUCCACGUCCAAUCCGGCCUUUACCUACGUCGGUCCGACGAUAUCUGCACAUUGGCAGCCUCCCCGAUCCAAAACAACAACACCCCUGAUGAAGACAUGUUCGUGUUCAAGGUCAUCUGCUGGGAGUCGCUAGUGAUACUGCCCAAAUACGUCGCCUUCAGAGGCGACAACGGUCUGUACCUCGGAGUACGCUGGGUCGUCGACGACAUCGAUUCCCCCUGCCUGCAAUUCGCAAUCUCGGACGAAUUCGACGAUAGAACUGUCAAGAACCAGUUCGUCCCAACUCCAGACGGACAAACCGUCCGGAUCAAGAACGUCCAGUCCGGGUCGUUAUGGAAGCGAGAUGACCACAAUUGGAUACGCCCAUUUGGUGAUUACAAAGAAUCAUCAUCGUCGUCGUCAUCGGAAGACGAAAUCACAAUGCUGUUUCAGGUGAUCAAGAUUAAGGACAACGUGAUCGCCCUGCUCAACUUGGCGAACAAGCAAUUCUGCAAGCGGUACACUGUCAAAGCAGCAACGAGCUGCCUGUGCGCCAUCGAUUCGACGGUGACCGAGUUCGCCCAAUUGGAAGUGGUCGAGCUCGUUUCCUCGAGAACCAUUUACAACAUCGACUUCCGCCUCGAUCACGCGAGAAUCAUCCACUCCGAGGAUCGAAUCGUGGCCUCCUGCGUCGCGAUGAACAACACGGGCGAGCCCAGGACCAAGAAUUUGAGGCUGACAUUCGACCAUUCGAUGUCCAUGACAUGGAAGAACAGCUCCUCACUGAGACUGGGGAAGAAGGUGGUGAGGAUCCAGUCCGAUGUGGCUCGAAUUGGUGCCGGAUCGGAGAUCGUCGUUACAAGUGGCGAUUUCGGUGAUUCGACGACUUACGAGUGGGGCGAGACGACCGUGAGGAGGUGGAGGAUGACGAGGAUUCAUAGGGUGGUGGUGCCGCCGAUGAGUAAGGUGACGGUGAGGCUGUGGGGGACGGUGGGGACGUGUGAGGUUCCGUUCUCGUUUGUUCAGCGUGACGUUUUUGGUGACGGGGAGGUGGAAAGUUAUGUGAGGGAUGACGGGUUCUACUGUGGUACAAAUUGUUACGAUUUCGUGUAUGAAACACUAGAAGAGUCGUUAGGCUAGGUGACGAGUCCGUUUAGUUUUAUUCUAUGGUUAAAUGUAAGAAAAUAAUCAAACCUUUUGAGUCGUGGCAAGAAAUAGCGAUACGAAAUGCAAUAAACUAAUCAAGUAUACAUCGUUAAUUGGAUUUUGCGCUGUCAAAUCGACAUCAUUCGAUUAUAGAAACCCCUCGUUGUCGAUGACGGUGAAUCUCGAUUGGAGCUCAUGCCGCGAGUUGGGAGCGGUGGAUUUCCACAUGGUCGAUUUGGGAGGAGAACUCGACAGUUGAGAUGGAAUUGAUUGUGUGGGAAUUUCAUCCCGUUCAACAGAAUGAACAAUGUGCAAAUCA